UGUUACGUGAAAGUUCGUACGUCAGUCAAACCAAUUUGUCAAAACUGCCGCGUGAUUAACCGCCAUAAGUCGGUGCGGAUUAUUUGCGUCAACCCUAAACACAAACAGCGCCAAGGGUAAAGGAGUCAAGCAGCACACUUAUGGCUAGAAUCGCUAACGUUGAGAUACCAAACGACAAAAGGGUCGUUAUUUCGCUGACUUAUAUUUACGGGAUUGGCAAAUCCCUUUCCAAGCAGAUUUUAAGUAAGACUCAAAUCAGCGAAGACAUUCGCGUCAAAGAUUUGAGCGAAGAUCAGCUCCAAUCAAUCCGUCAGGAAAUUAAGAGUUACUUAAUCGAGGGCGAACUGCGCCGUGAAGUGGGUGCUAACGUUAAAAGACUCAAAGACAUCAAAAAUUACCGCGGGAUUCGCCACCGGAAAGGACUGCCGGUGCGCGGCCAAGUGACUCAGAAAAACGCACGCACUCGUAAAGGACCACGCAAAACUAAGAAACGCGCCACGAUUGUGACUGGCGUGGCUCACAUUCACGCGACUCACAACAACACAAUUAUCAGUUUUAGCGAUCCUAAGGGUGCUGUCUUUGCUUGGUCUUCGUCGGGAGCAAUUGGCUACAAAGGCACCAAAAAAUCAACACCUUACGCCGCUUCUUUAGCAGCUAAUUCAGCCAGCGAAAAAGCCAAAGAAUUCGGUCUUAAAGAAGUGGUUGUUAAAAUCAAAGGGACCGGACCCGGCAAAGAUGCGGCUCGUAAACAAAUCGAAGUUUCGGGCAUUAAAGUGAUGAGCGUUAAAGACGUAACUCCGAUUCCUCACAACGGAACUAGGCCACCCAAAAGAGUUAUCAAACGACUCAGUGCGAGAAAGUAGGUUGAGAUGAAAAAAUUCGCGAUUUUAAAUUACAACGAAGUAGCUAAACGGAAAGUUAACAACUACGAGACUGCUUUUACGAUUGAACCGUUAGAGCGCGGCUUUGCCAACACGCUUGGUAACGCGGUGCGCCGGGUUUUACUUUCUUCAAUCACAGGCGUGGCUCCCUUCGCGGUCAAAAUUCAAAACGUUCAACACGAAUUUGAAACUUUGCCCGGCGUGGAAGAGGACGUGGUUAAACUGAUUUUGAACUUAAAAAAGGCGCGUUUUGUCUACAACCGAGAACUGAUUAGCGAAGGCGACGUGGUGCGGGUAACGCUUAAGGCCGACAAAGGUCAAAUUACGGCCGGUGAUUUACAAACUCCUUCCGGCUUAGACGUGGUCAACCCGAGCCAGCCAAUUGCCAAGGUCACUAAAGCGGGUGCUUUGAAACUAGAAAUGUUCGUGACAACUGGUCGCGGCUACGUUUCCUUUGAAGAAAACAAGCAAGUCAUCAAAGUUUUAUCCAACAAGAUUGAGUCUAAAAUCCAACUCGGUUCGCUAAUUGCGAUCGACUCGGACUUUUCACCGGUUGAAAGAGUUUCCUUUGAAGUCACCGAACUUAACACUUCCUUUGCGAUCAUUCAAGAGAGAUUAGUUUUAAACGUUAAAACCGACGGGUCGGUUGAGGCCAAGGAAGCGCUUGCCCAAGCGGCCAACAUUUUGAUGUCGCAUCUAGAAGUUAUGGCGCAAGUUUCCAACUUGGAACGGGAAACCGUUUUUAUGUCCCACGAGGAAAUUCAGAAAAAACCGGUUAACAAAACGAUUCCGAUUAGUCAACUUGAACUAUCGGUUCGCUCCUUUAACUCGCUCAAACGUGCCGGUUACAACACGCUGGAAGAUUUAGCCAGUCUAACGGCUAAAGAGCUGAGCGACAUUCGCAACUUAGGCAAAAAGUCUGAGCAAGAGAUUAUCGCUAAGUUGGAAGAGUUUGGCAUUAGCUUGGAGGACGGAGAGUAA
This is a messenger RNA of Centruroides sculpturatus (bark scorpion), 1862 nucleotides long. RefSeq names its product DNA-directed RNA polymerase subunit alpha-like. The record is from RefSeq and is a predicted model, not a curated record. Gene Ontology annotation, biological process: DNA-templated transcription; maturation of SSU-rRNA from tricistronic rRNA transcript (SSU-rRNA, 5.8S rRNA, LSU-rRNA); translation. Gene Ontology annotation, molecular function: mRNA 5'-UTR binding; DNA binding; small ribosomal subunit rRNA binding. Gene Ontology annotation, cellular component: ribosome; cytosolic small ribosomal subunit. The transcript has 2 exons. Lineage: Eukaryota; Metazoa; Arthropoda; Arachnida; Scorpiones; Buthidae.